AUGUAUUUUUUCCUUUUCCUACUACAGUUUCGAUUAAUCUACGGGAGCAUAUACCAAGGAUUUGACUUUAACCAACAACUUCCAGACCUCGCCGUGGUCAACCAGCCAUAUAGCUACUCCAUAGCGUCAACAACUUUCAAAUCAACCACGGAUGCUCCCAUAACCUAUAGAAUAACAAAUGCACCCGACUGGUUGCACUUUGACGGCACUACAUUUUCCGGUACCCCGUCACAAGAAGGAUCAUUCACCGUGACACUUAUUGGCACAGACACGGGAGACCAAUCAGAACUUAGCCAUGAAUAUCAAAUGAUGGUAGUGGCUCACCAAAUCCCCAUCACUGCUUCUUCGUCUCAAGUCAACAAAGAACUCGCAGAAUACGGCCCAACUGAUGGACAUAAUGGUCUUGUUUUGAAACCAGGGGAAAACAUCAACUUGCAGUUUUCAAAAGAUGUCUUUGAUACAAACAGCAGUGACCAAGUCUACUACUAUGGAAGAUCAUGCGACAAGUCCCCCUUGCCACCAUGGCUCACGUUUGACGAUAGUCUGUUGACUUUCCAUGGUGUUGCCCCAGAUCCAACUUCAGAAUAUUCAGCUGCGUCUUAUUGCUUUGCAUUGAUUGCAUCCACCCAUCAAGGCUUUGCUGAAGCGUCAAACGAAUUCACGAUGAAAAUCGGAUUGCACCAGCUUACUUAUAACGGAUCAAAUCCCAUUGAAAUAAAUCGCUCAAAUGGCGGUCUGGUCUCUAUCGAUGUUUUGAAUGGUAUCUUUUUAGAUGGCAGCCAAAUUGUGAGAGAUAACGUGAGCUCGAUUGAAAAUAGCAACUUGCCAGGAUACUUGAGUCUCAAUGAUGACAAGUUAAACGGUGACGUUUCGUCGUCUGACUCGUCUGCAAACUUCACAGUUACCGUCAAGGAUGUUUACCAAAACCAAGUUGUGCUUUCAUACGCGGUUGACCCAUUAGAAACCUCGUCUUCAUCAUCCUCAAGUUCCUCAGCAUCAUCUACAUCAUCACUGUCAUCUUCAUCGUCAUCAUCAUCAUCAUCAUCUAGUUCGGUAUCAGCAACAACAACAACUAGCACGGCAUCUUCAUCGACCGCUACAUCAUCUCAGGCUACUUCGACAUCUUCAGAAUCUACCGCAGCGGCACUGCCAACGAAAAAGGACUUGAAACUUCCACUAGGAGUUGGAUUAGGUGUCGGAAUACCAGCAUUGAUUGCCCUCAUACUCCUCAUCUUCUUCUGUUGCUGCAGGAGAAAAAAGAAGAGUCAAGAUAUAGAAGAAAAGGCCAAUUCCAACUAUGAUGCUAGCAACGCCGCAGGAGCUUCCACUGGCGGCGCCCUCACUGGCGCGGCAAUGAUACCCAGACCAGACACUUCAUACUUGACGAAAUUGGACAAUCUGUCAGAUGAAGACGAAGAUGAAAACGACGCGUCGUCAUCGGCAUCGACACUCGCUACACCCCAAUCGCUGAUGCCCAGAGUCGAGAAAUCUUGGAGAGCCGUGGCUGCUUCGGACGAUAAGAAUAGAGAUAGCCAAAUAUCCAACGCCACCAUUGCCACCGAGCAUCUUUUCUCGAUACGACUUGUUGACCCCACCAAUUCGCAGAUACUGGUGCCUGCGCUGGUUCCCGAAGACGCGGUGCUACAGUCCUUGGACGAUGAGCACAUUGUGAGGUUUCGAGAGUUGAGGAGGGGAAGUUGGAGGGACCUGGUAUACGAGGGCGAUCUGCACUUUAUGGAGUCGACGGCAACGAUACAACACCACGAUGACGACAGCAACAAAUCUUUCAAUUAG
Messenger RNA from Lodderomyces beijingensis, 1794 nucleotides. Lineage: Eukaryota; Fungi; Ascomycota; Pichiomycetes; Serinales; Debaryomycetaceae. The record is from the annotation of a GenBank genome assembly.